Molecule: messenger RNA, 507 nt
Organism: Paramecium tetraurelia
Lineage: Eukaryota; Ciliophora; Oligohymenophorea; Peniculida; Parameciidae
Exons: 3
Source: RefSeq, a predicted model, not a curated record
AUGAACAAAGCUAGACGACACAGUUUCAAUGAAGGGGAUGGUUAAAAACUUAAGACUCUCAAUGUUCUAUAUCCAAAUACUUUUGUGAAAUAACAUCAGUUGGACAAGAUAAGAGAGCACGAAAGAAAAAAGAUGGAAAGACUUGCUCUUUAACUCAGAAAAAAGAAUACAAUUUUAUCCUCCUGUUAGAAAUAAGCAGAAGCCAACUUCAGGCCUUGUUAAAGACAAUUGAUACUGCACAAUCAUGAGAUUAAAAUCUAAUCACUUUCGUCUAGACAUAGUUCUUAUGAAGGAAUUAAAUCAAUAUUUUAGCGAAAGCAAUUUGUCGAAUCCAAAUACAAAAUUGAUAAAUUAAUAACAAGUCCCUAGACAAAUACAGAAAAGGAAAAUCUAUGCAACAUUUACAAUUUAAGACCUAAUUUAGUUAUAAAUAAAUUGAUUGAUAGUGAAUUCUAGAGAAAGAACUCUCUAAAAUUGGAAAAUCCAAUUCCACUCAUUACAGUGUGA